This is a messenger RNA of Hansenula ciferrii, 339 nucleotides long. It is a transcript of the gene LSM6, whose product is annotated as mRNA splicing protein SMX3. Gene Ontology annotation, molecular function: RNA binding. The record is from RefSeq and is a predicted model, not a curated record. NCBI's taxonomy places the organism in Eukaryota, Fungi, Ascomycota, Saccharomycetes, Phaffomycetales, Wickerhamomycetaceae. Gene Ontology annotation, biological process: maturation of SSU-rRNA; mRNA splicing, via spliceosome. Gene Ontology annotation, cellular component: U4/U6 x U5 tri-snRNP complex; P-body; sno(s)RNA-containing ribonucleoprotein complex. Bases 1 to 339 code for a protein of 112 amino acids. The transcript is spliced from 2 exons.
AUGUCAGAAGAAGUUGCUGCUGCUCCAGCUAUAUCAGCCCCAUCUCAAUUUAUCUCAAAUAUUUCAGGUGCCAAAGUUAUUGUUAAACUAUAUUCAGGUGAAGAAUAUCAUGGUACUUUAGAUUCAAUUGAUGGUUAUAUGAACAUCACACUAGAGGAAACACAAGAAGUUGUUAGUGAUAAAGUAACAAGAAAAUAUGGUGAUGUAUUUAUCCGUGGUAAUAAUGGUAAGUUUUUUAUUAAAAUUAGUUUUAAUUUAAGUUCAAUUGUACUAACCUUUUAUAAUAGUGCUCUACAUAUCACAAGCUUAAUUCCAUACCUUUUUUCCAAUACAAUGUAA